AUCUCCGUCCCGCUCAUCAGCGUCUUAGCUGCUUCCCUCAACGGCAGAGCUUCCAUCCACAGACGGAAGGAAACACAGAAAGGGGGAGAGAGCCACCUUCUUGUUCUUGUUCUUCUUCUUAGUUUUUUUUUUCUUCUUCUGAGAUUUGCUUCGUCAUGUCAUUCGUUAAUUGGAAAGAAUGACGUCAUUCUUAUCUUCCUCCAUUCUAACGGACAUCCGUCUUCACCAUCCCUACUCUUCCCCUCCUUACUCGUCCUGCAAAAUCCUUCCCCUUAGGGCGCUACUGCUUAAUCUGAACAGCCGCCCGUCUCUCUUCUUCUCGUCCUCCUCUUCAUCUUCUUCUUCGUUCAAAAACUCCGCCCCAGUAACCGACCCGAAUUCUGGUCGGCCUUCGACAUCGUCCACCAACUAUUCGAAGUCGACCCGUGAACCGUCUUCACCAUGGUUGAGCAGAUGGGGACCGGGAGCGGGACUGGGACCGACGACUGUGGAACCCACUAAAGGAACCGGCGACGCGGGCAAUGGGCGUCAAUUUGACGUCCAGCAUCAACCCAGGAGCCCCAUUGAGAGGAUUGUGGAGAGGUUGAGGAAUUUGGGGUUGAGUGACGAUGAGGAGGAGGAAGACGACGAUUUGCUUCCUUGGGAGGAAAAGGAUGGCGAUUUGGGUGAGAAGGAGCUGGGUUAUCUCUUACAGAGGAAAUGGGAACGACCAGACAGAACUGGGGAUCAUGCUGCGAGUUCUGAGCCUUUGCUACCUUGGGAGAGAGAUGAGGAAGGACGUGGAGAGGUGACGGAUUUGAAGAAGAGGGAGAGGCGUGUGAAGGCCCCGACCUUGGCGGAAUUGACGCUUCCGGAUGAGGAGCUGAAGAGGCUGAGAAAGUUGGGGAUGCUUCUUAGAGAGAGGAUAACAAUACCAAAAGCUGGUGUAACGCAGGUGGUCUUGGAGAAGAUCCAUGAUAAGUGGCGGAAAUCGGAGCUGGUUAGGCUGAAAUUCCACGAGACUCUUGCCCAUGACAUGAAGACUGCCCAUGAAAUUGUUGAGCGCCGAACAGGAGGACUUGUGAUAUGGAGGUCAGGAAGUGUUAUGGUAGUGUACAGAGGAAGCAACUAUGAGCGACCUUUAAAGCCACCAAAUUUUGGUGAAGAAAGUGUUUCCAAAGAAGUUUUACAUGAGGGAGAUAAAUUAUUUGUACCAGAUGUUAUUUCCACUGAGAAGAUGAUUAGUGACAAUGGAACGGAUUCUGAUACUGCAGUCAUAGAAAAGUCUAAGCCCUCUAACACGAGCAUUCAGCAUGUUGAGAAUUUGACAGCUGAAGAAAUGGAGUAUAAUAGUAUCCUCGACGAGCUAGGUCCUAGGUUUGUGGAAUGGUGGGGCACAGGAGUACUACCUGUUGAUGCUGAUUUGCUACCUCCACUGAUUCCUGGUUAUAAAACGCCUUUUAGGCUUCUUCCAACUGGAAUGAGAUCACGACUGACUAAUGCAGAGUUGACAAACCUACGGAAGCUUGCAAGAAGACUUCCUUGUCAUUUUGCUCUUGGGCGGAAUAGGAAUCAUCAAGGAUUGGCUACUGCAAUCAUGAAGCUUUGGGAGAAAAGUACAGUUGUUAAAAUUGCCGUCAAGCGUGGUAUCCAGAACACAAAUAACAAAUUAAUGGCUGAGGAAUUGAAGAAGCUUACUGGUGGUAUUUUACUGCUUCGAAAUAAAUAUUACAUUGUUAUUUAUCGGGGGAAGGAUUUCCUUCCAUCAAGUGUGGCAUCUGCACUGAUGGCACGACAAGAGCUGACAAAAGAUAUUCAAGCCAAUGAAGAGAAAGCACGUAGUGGACCAAUUGAAUCAAUAGAGGUGAAACCAGAAUCACAGGCUGGCACACUAGCUGAAUUCCAGGAGGUUCAAGCACGUUGGGGAAGAGAAAUUGCUGCUCAGGAGAAGGAGAAGAUGAUGGAGGAGGCUUCUAGAGCUAAGAAUGCCAGAUUCAUCAGGAGAAUUGAACACAAGCUAUUUCUUGUACAAGCCAAAAAGUUGAGAGCUGAGAGACAGCUUUCAAAGAUAGAAGUAUCAAUGGUGCCAGUUGGGCCAUCAGAUGAUCAAGAGACAAUAACCGACGAAGAAAGGUUUAUGUUCCGCAGAGUUGGUUUAAGAAUGAAAGCUUACUUACCUUUAGGUAUUCGUGGUGUCUUUGAUGGUGUAAUUGAGAAUAUGCAUUUGCAUUGGAAGCAUAGGGAAUUGGUGAAAUUAAUUUCCAAGCAAAAGACUCUUUCAUUUGUUGAAGACACUGCACGAUUAUUAGAAUAUGAGAGUGGUGGAAUACUGGUGGCUAUUGAAAGAGUUCCAAAAGGGUAUGCAUUAAUAUAUUACCGGGGAAAGAAUUAUCGGCGACCCAGCACCUUGAGGCCUAGAAACUUAUUGACAAAGGCAAAAGCCCUUAAGCGUUCAGUUGAAAUGCAGCGGCAUGAGGCACUCUGCCAGCGAAUACAGGAACUGGAGAACACAAUUAGACAGAUGAAGGUUGAACUUGGAGAAUGUUCAGAUACAGAGGACAAGAAUGUCUGCAAUUCUGAUGAAGAGGAUGAAGACUAUGAUUCUUCCUACAGUGACUAUGACUCCGAAGAAGAUGGGGAAUCAUAGAAGCAUGGUCUUGUUUCAGUCAAAUGAAGCUUGACUUAAGAGGAACUUGUACAUACUUGACCGGCUAGAGGAUCUGUAUUCUGAAUCAAGUUAUUGUAUGUCUAAAUGCUGAAAGAGUGCAACUGUGGGACAAUUUUCAACCGCAGAUGCUCCAAUUGCUUGUCUUAAUUUAUUUGCUGCUUUUAUUGCUAGAAAAAUUUUCUUCUUUACUACGUGGACCCGAACAUUGAUGGUUGUAGAGGAAUGAUAUUCUUAUGUUUUUGUUCAUCAAAGAGAAGUGUAGUUGUUGUAAACUGACUGCCAUCCAUGACAGUUGAUAAACUUGGAAGUUAGAAAACAUCUUUCUUUCAGGA
This is a messenger RNA of Nymphaea colorata (pocket water lily), 2979 nucleotides long. Its product is annotated as CRM-domain containing factor CFM3, chloroplastic/mitochondrial. The transcript has 10 exons. The record is from RefSeq and is a predicted model, not a curated record. Bases 179 to 2626 code for a protein of 815 amino acids. Gene Ontology annotation, molecular function: mRNA binding. Gene Ontology annotation, biological process: RNA splicing, via transesterification reactions. Lineage: Eukaryota; Viridiplantae; Streptophyta; Magnoliopsida; Nymphaeales; Nymphaeaceae.